Dryobates pubescens (Downy woodpecker) is the source of this 653-nucleotide messenger RNA. RefSeq names its product hemoglobin subunit beta. Bases 105 to 548 code for a protein of 147 amino acids. Gene Ontology annotation, biological process: oxygen transport; hydrogen peroxide catabolic process. The transcript is spliced from 3 exons. The record is from RefSeq and is a predicted model, not a curated record. Lineage: Eukaryota; Metazoa; Chordata; Aves; Piciformes; Picidae. Gene Ontology annotation, cellular component: haptoglobin-hemoglobin complex; hemoglobin complex; blood microparticle. Gene Ontology annotation, molecular function: organic acid binding; haptoglobin binding; oxygen carrier activity.
GUGCCCGGGGGGCCGAGCUGCCAUCUCCUGGGGAGCCAGAGCUCAGAGUCGCUCCGUCCCUGCCAGCAGCCACCUUCUGCCCACCGCCCAGCACCGCCGCCGCCAUGGUGCACUGGACAGCCGAGGAGAAGCAGCUCAUCACCAGCAUCUGGGGCAAGGUCAACGUGGCCGAGUGCGGCGCCGAGGCCCUGGCCAGGCUGCUGAUUGUCUACCCCUGGACCCAGAGGUUCUUCGCCUCCUUCGGGAACCUGUCUGGUGCCACUGCCAUCUCUGGCAACCCCAUGGUCAAAGCCCAUGGCAAGAAGGUGCUGACCUCCUUUGGAGAUGCUGUGAAGAACCUGGACAGCAUCAAGAACACCUUUGCUCAGCUGUCUGAGCUGCACUGUGACAAGCUGCACGUGGACCCCGAGAACUUCAGGCUCCUGGGUGACAUCCUGAUCAUCGUCCUGGCUGGCCACUUCGGCAAGGACUUCACCCCCGAGGCCCAGGCCGCCUGGCAGAAGCUGGUCCGUGCUGUGGCCCACGCCCUGGCCCGCAAGUACCACUAGAUCCACGCAGAGGUGGUGGCCAAGGCCCUCCAGCACCUCCCUGAGAUCUUCCUCUGGAGCCCACAGCUUCUAACAGCCAAAUAAAGCUCAGCCUUGUGAAGCCUC